Molecule: messenger RNA, 1775 nt
Organism: Phymastichus coffea
Lineage: Eukaryota; Metazoa; Arthropoda; Insecta; Hymenoptera; Eulophidae
Exons: 5
Coding region: 217-1056 (279 amino acids)
Source: RefSeq, a predicted model, not a curated record
GCCUCGAAGCGCCAGCACGUUCGCGCGGGCUUUCCACCGCGGCCACAGCGGCGCAGGGCCUGCCACCGGGAGAGCGAGAGAGAGAGCGCGAGUGAGCGCGCGCGCGCGCGCCGUCGCCGCCGCGGGAGCCGCCCUUUUUGAAACCCGCGGGGCCGAGUGCCGGGCGACCAGUGUGACGUGCUUCCCUCGACCGCCGACCACGGCCUGGCAGCGACCAUGCCGGCCGCGAGGACCAUCGGCGCAGUGCUCGCGCUGCUGCUCGGCGGAUCGCUCGCGCUCUCGAGCAAAGGUGACAUAAAGGUGAGCGUGAUGGUACCGAAGGAAGCCGAGCUGAGCAAGUCGGCAAAGCUCGAGUGCAAUUGGAAGCUCAACGGCAACGCCAGUCUCUAUUCCGUCAAGUGGUACAAAGACGAGUACGAGUUCUUCAGCUACAAUCCCGACAACCGCGACAAUACCAUCACUACUCGGAUUCUCAAUGGAGUCGUCGUCGAUGAACGCGCGAGCAAGAAAAACGAGGUGAUGUUGACGGAUUUGACGCUCAACAGCACGGGCCAGUACAAGUGCGAAGUGUCAACAGACGCACCGUUCUACCACACCAAUUACUCAACCGGCCACCUGACCGUCAUAUCGCUGCCAAGCCAGGGGCCUGAAAUCAGGGGACUCGGCACUCAGUACGCUCUCGGCGAGAAUGUCACUGCCAAUUGCACUGCUUGGCCUUCCGUGCCGCAAGCCAAGCUCCAUUGGACUGUCAACAACAAAGAGGUGCCGGACAAGUACGUGAUCAAGCACAAGCCGCACAGCCCGCUGGAUAAUCAGGGCACGCCCAACAGUCUGGGCCUCAGGCUGGAGCUGGAGUCGCGCCACAUGGCCGGCAGCGGCGGCACGCUGCGGGUGCGCUGCGUGUCGCACGUGGCCUCGCGUCGCCAGGAGGUCGAGCAGACGGCCAAGCUCACCCACGCCAACAACCAGCGCUACAGCGCCGGCGACCUCAGGAGCCGCGCCUCGAUCGUCUCGCUGUCGUCGAUCGCUCUGCUGGCCGCGCUGCUCCUCACGUGACCUGCUUAAGGGCGCACUCGCCAUCGCAGCAUCGACGACCGCUCUUACCCUCCUCAUCGUCCUUCGGCGCUGCGAGCUCGGAGCUUCUUCUCGUCGUCGUCGUCGUCGUCGUCGUCGUCGUCGUCGUUGUUGUUGUUGUUGUCAAAGUGCACGACAUAUCCUGCGAGCUCUUUGCGCUCUUCCGCACCGCUCACGGCAACACUUGUAUCAUACGUGCGCGGCCUUGGCUCGUGGUUUCGUCGUUUGAUUUGUCGGAGAGCGUCAUCGAAGCGAUUCCGAGCGACGGAUUUCUGCCAUAUUCGUUACAUGAUACGUGGGUCGAGAGAUGAGCGACAGAAUUUUGUAUAAAUGCGCGAGUGAUUCGCACGCUCGCGUGCGCGCGCCCACAUACACACACAGACACACACAGACACGCGCACACAAAAACAUGGCAAUUAGUACGAUUAAGGCAUGCGAGACAUAUUUGUAGAGGAGGCCGCGACAAAAUAAAGCGCAUGAAAGUAUGUAAAUGUAUAGGUCGAGCGUUGAGUUAUGUACACUUCGCUGUCCAUCCAGUAAGAUUAAAAUACAUAGCGAGAGAGAGAGAGAGAGAGAGAGGCGUAGGCCAUUUUUAAGACGGAAAAAAGUAUAUGUGGCUAAGGUUCUUUUGUAAAUAAACUAUAAAUCCAUUUGUAAAGAUUAUAAUGCUCGAGAACGACGGGCAGAGCAGGUCAGAUGUA